This is a messenger RNA of Morus notabilis, 2310 nucleotides long. RefSeq names its product U-box domain-containing protein 35. The transcript has 9 exons. The record is from RefSeq and is a predicted model, not a curated record. NCBI's taxonomy places the organism in Eukaryota, Viridiplantae, Streptophyta, Magnoliopsida, Rosales, Moraceae. Bases 1 to 2310 code for a protein of 769 amino acids. Gene Ontology annotation, molecular function: protein kinase activity; ATP binding. Gene Ontology annotation, biological process: protein phosphorylation.
AUGGCGAGGGGCGGUGGAGGAGGAGGAGGAGAAAAGAAAGAAGAGGUGGUGGUGGUGGCAAUAGACAAGGACAAAAGCAGCCAAUAUGCUCUCAAAUGGACGGUCGAUCAUCUCAUCACCAGAGGCCAAACCGUCGUAUUGCUUCAUAUUAAAAACAGAGCUUCUUCCGUUCCAAAUCCAUUUGGGAACUUUGUUUCUGUGAAUGAAGUGAGUGAGGACGUUGCAAGAACCUACAAACAACAGCUCGAGAAUCAGGCCAAGGACUUGUUCCUUCCCUUCCGUUGCUUUUGCACUAGAAAGGAUAUAAAAUGCGACGAAGUGAUACUAGAGGAUUUGGAUAUAUCCAAGGCAAUAAUCAACUAUGUUUCUGCUAACUCAAUUGAGACUUUGGUACUAGGUGCAGCAUCAAGAAACAGCCUUGUCAAGAGGUUCAAAACUACAGAUGUUCCAAGCAGCGUGUCUCGAGGGGCACCGGAGUUCUGUACCGUGUAUGUCAUUGCCAAAGGCAAGAUCUCUUCCGUCCGUUCUGCUUCCUCUCCCGCCCCCACAAGAUCUAAUUCAUCGCGUUACAAUAGUCACUCUAGUCAUCCACCUAGAGAUCAGAGACAAUUAAACCAUACCCCUCACCAGCAGCAUGAUGAAAUGGAUUUUAGGUCACCCUUCGCAAGAGGCAAAGGUUUGACAAACAAGUCAUAUGAGCUCUCCCCAGAGACAGACAUAUCCUACGUGAGCCAUGGAAGGCCAAGUCUCUACGACAGUAUAGACUUCCAAGGGAUGAGCCCCAGUUUUUCAACCAGCUCUGACUUUGACGCUCCCAGGAGUAGUUUUACAUCAUCUUCACCUUUCUCAGGAAACAAGUCCAUUGACAUUACCUCUUCACACUAUGACUUCACUGAUUACUCCAACGACAGUACCAAUUCCAGCUCCUCACAAAAUAAUGUGGAUGACGUGGAUGCUGAGAUGAAAAGGCUGAGGCUAGAGCUGAAGCAAACAAUGGACAUGUACAGUUCAGCCUGCAAGGAGGCUCUCACAGCAAAGAAGACGGCAAUCGAACUUCACCGGUGGAAAUUGGAAGAAGAGCAGAGACUGGAAGAGGCACAACUAGCCGAGGAAGCAGCAUUGGCACUUGCAGAGAAGGAAAAGGCAAAGUGCAAGGUGGCCAUUGAGGCAGCCGAAGCGGCUCAAAGGAUAGCCGAAUUGGAGGCGCAGAAAAGAGUUCAGGCGGAAAUGAAAGCGCAAAAGGAAGCUGAGGAGAGGAAGAAGGCACUAGGGAGUUUGAGCCACGAGAUCCGGUACAGAAAGUACACGAUCGAGGAGAUUGAAAUGGCGACGGAGGAUUUCUCCGAGUCACGUAAGAUUGGGGAAGGAGGUUAUGGACCAGUGUACAGGUGUGAAUUAGGCCACACCCCUGUUGCAAUAAAAGUACUCCGCCCUGAUGCAGCUCAAGGACGGUCCCAGUUUCAGCAAGAGGUUGAAGUACUCAGCUGCAUACGCCAUCCCAACAUGGUUCUGCUUCUCGGAGCCUGCCCCGAGUUCGGUUGCCUUGUCUACGAGUACAUGGCUCACGGCAGCCUAGAGGACCGCCUUUUCCGACGGGGAAACACCCCGGUUCUACCGUGGCAGUUGAGGUUUAGAAUCUCAGCGGAGAUUGGAACAGGACUCCUUUUCCUCCACCAGACCAAGCCAGAGCCGCUUGUUCACCGCGACCUUAAACCGGCAAACAUUCUGCUAGACCGCAACUAUGUUAGCAAGAUCAGUGAUGUAGGUUUGGCAAGACUUGUUCCUCCGUCUGUAGCGGACGCCGUGACGCAGUACCGGAUGACAGCAACAGCAGGGACAUUCUGCUACAUAGACCCUGAGUAUCAGCAAACAGGCAUGUUGGGGAUCAAAUCCGACAUCUACUCACUCGGGGUCUUGCUUCUGCAACUGAUAACGGCCAAGCCUCCAAUGGGGUUGACUCAUCACAUGGAAAGAGCCAUAGACAAAGGCGGUUUCACCGAGAUGCUUGACCCGGCUGUUACCGACUGGCCUCUCGAGGAGACAUUCAAAUUCACCAAACUCGCUCUCCAGUGCGCGGAGAUGAGGCGAAAGGAUAGACCGGAUCUUGGAAAAGUGGUCCUGCCUGAGCUUAACAGGUUAAGAGAGAUCGCCGACUCCAACGAUUAUAACAACAUGCCAUUGUCCCUUGUUUCAAGAUCCUCCUCCAAAGGGGCCUCCGCUUCCUCUUCUUCGUCGCAAGACGUCCUCAGCGAUGUUCAACUUCGACAAUCUGGAUACGAGAGCACAUCAUCCUCUUCGGAGAAAGCGUGA